AUGUGGAGGGGACACCUUGGGGACACCCUGGGGACAUCGUGCCCCGUGGGGACACCGGCCCUUGGGGAGUGUAAGCGGGGCGGCGCGGGGACGCAGACACGACCACGGCAGAUGGAAGGGAUGGACACGAACACCGGAGGGCACGGCCGGGGCUUUCCGGAGCGCCAGGGGGGUGGCGGCAGGGGGGAGGCCGCCGGCCCUCGCACCAACCCCGCGGCGCUGAGCAAACAGCCGCAGGGGAGCGGCAGCGCAGGGCGGCCCCGCAACCCGGUCACCGCCGGCCCCGAGGGUGGGCGUCGAGGCCGGGAAGUCCCAGGAGGCCGUAAAUCUGCCACGGCUCUGCCGCGGGGCCCCCGGCGCCACGGCCCCUUUGGUGCUGGGUAUGGGGAGGAGCGGGUGAAGGAGGCCAAGGGGGCUUGGAGGAAGUCAGAGGAGGGCGAUGGAGGCCAACAGAGGCCAACAGAGGCCAACGGAGGCCAACGGAAGGCAGUGGGGACGGUGCAGGGUCUGCAGGACAAGAGGGCCCGGGACCCGCCCCGCGCUCCCCUCCCACCCCGACCCUGCACAAGGGCAGGGGCCGAGCCGCGACCACAAAAUGGCGGCCCCCAGCCGCCGUACACCGGAAGCCGCUCUCCUCUUUCCCCGGACUCCCAACCAAUCAGCGCGCGGCUGGCUGAGCGGCGCGCCAAUAAGAGGCGGCGGCGCCGCGGCUUCGUCAUCAGUCAGCGCCCGCGCUCUGUGCGCGCUGCGGGCCGGCCGUACGGCGAGGGCCGGGCGAGCCUCCCCGCCAUGCAGCGCUGAGCCCCGGCUUCCCCCCCCGCCAUGGCAGCCCGGCUGGUGGGGCGCUGCUGCUGGCGGCACCUCGCCGCCAUCUCCUGCGGGCCCGGCCCGGCCUCGCGGCUCCGCGCCUCGGGGCG
Molecule: messenger RNA, 917 nt
Organism: Cygnus olor (mute swan)
Lineage: Eukaryota; Metazoa; Chordata; Aves; Anseriformes; Anatidae
Product: translation initiation factor IF-2-like
Exons: 4
Coding region: 1-801 (266 amino acids)
Source: RefSeq, a predicted model, not a curated record